This is a messenger RNA of Paramuricea clavata, 688 nucleotides long. The record is from the annotation of a GenBank genome assembly. Lineage: Eukaryota; Metazoa; Cnidaria; Anthozoa; Malacalcyonacea; Plexauridae.
AAAACAAAGAUUGGCAAAAGCACAAGUUAAUUAUAAAGCAAAUAAAAGUAGAUGUUCUGGAAAAAACAAACCAUGUCCUCCAUCAGGUUCUCAAGAGCAUCACAGUAAUGAUAACAGUAUAUCACAUAAUAGAGUAUCACAAUUGAUACAUAAAUUCCAUAAAUCUGUAUCAACAGGUCCUCUGUAUAUUUGUUCGUACUGUGAUCAAUUAUGGUAUAAACAUAGUGUUUGUCCAGCCGAGAGACUUCGAUUGUGCAAUCCAAAUUCUACUAAACAUCUACAACGUAUUAAAAGUGUGGAUGAUAUUGAAUGGCUGUGUUUUACAUGUGACAAACAUCUUAAAAAGAAUAAAGUGCGACCAUCUGCAACUGCAAAUAUUAAUGGCUUGAAGUUGCCAGAAAAACCUGACUUCUUUGAUUUAAAUGAAUUACAAUGCAGACUUAUAGCUCCAAGAUUGGCCUUCCAAAAAAUAAUGCAAGCCCCCAGAGGAGGGCAACUUAAAAUUACUGGUAAUGUUGUGAAUGUUCAAGCAGAUAUAUUUGAUACAGUUAACAUGCUACACAGGUUACCACAAGAUACUGCCACUAUUAAAGUUCAAUUGAAACGUCGACUGCAAUAUAACAGUUCUGCCUUGUCUUUGAAUGUGAGACCUAAUAAAGUGAUGCAAGGUGCAGACCUAAUAAAGUGA